AUGAAAUCUUUUCAACUUGUUGUAAGUGCUGUGAUCCUUUCGGUUUUCGUAGUGGAUGCGUUGAAUACGAACUCGUUUGAUCAAAUCAGAGGUUGUAGGCAGUACAACAGUGCGGUAAACUAUCAUGGUGCGGUACCAUACUUUCCGACGGCAGACAUGCUGCACGUCGGUAAAACAAACCAUUCCAAGGUAUUCAAAAUCGCAAUUCUUGGCCCUAGCGAUGGACAUAUACGGUUCGGCAAAACGUUGUUUCCCUACGAUAAGGAUGUGAUUGAGAUAGUGCUUGGAGGAUGGGGCAACACUAAGAGUGCUGGACGACGACAGCGCCGAACGGGAUCAAACAGGAACACCAAUACCCUGCUCGGCGAAGCUCAAACUCCAAACCUGAUGUCCCAGUACCGGCCCGUAAUGUUUGUGCUGGAAGUGUUCAACGACGGUUGGGUGAAAGUACGUCUCGAUGGUCAAUCAAUACCUUUCUUGUCGUUCAACGACAGUAAUCACAUUCCUGCCGUCUACAUGGCCUUUACCAAGUGGGAAAAAGAUUUGAUUUUCUUUUAUGAUUGUCCGCAGAAUAAUUAA
Molecule: messenger RNA, 579 nt
Organism: Anopheles marshallii
Lineage: Eukaryota; Metazoa; Arthropoda; Insecta; Diptera; Culicidae
Exons: 3
Coding region: 1-579 (192 amino acids)
Source: RefSeq, a predicted model, not a curated record